Messenger RNA from Cuscuta epithymum, 1947 nucleotides. The record is from the annotation of a GenBank genome assembly. NCBI's taxonomy places the organism in Eukaryota, Viridiplantae, Streptophyta, Magnoliopsida, Solanales, Convolvulaceae.
GUUACUACGGUGGAGAAGGCGGGCACUAGGGACAGUGCUUCAACUAAGUGUGGGGGAGGAGAUUACUCAUGGUGUUAGCAUGGACGUCUCCAGCUUUGCUGCUCUGAAGAAGAAGCUGGCCAAGGAGCCAAAAAAGAAGAAGGAGACGGGGGUUCAAAAACCUGUCGAUGAAUUCUUCAAGAACGAUGGGGCGUCUCAGGCCCCGGAGGGGGAGGGACCCUCCAAAGCAGGUGAUACCGGUGCUGGUGCCGGGGGCUCUAAGGGGGAGGAGCUCAAGAGAAAGAAUUCCGGGAAGGGUGUUGCUCCCUCGGAGAAUAAGAAGCAGAAGAAGGGGGCCUCCGGGAAGAAGGAUGCUCCCAUAGUGAUAGUCGAGGAGCAGCCUUCCUCGAAUCCUCCUGCGACUACCCCUCCUCGAUCUCCUCCAUCCCCCAUAGACGAGGGAAUCCGCCCGGCGGAGAUCAUCCAGUUCCCUGUCAAGUCGGGGACCUCAGUUAUGCAUGGCACCCUUCAUCCUGUCGGCUUCAUGAGGGGGGGUCAUGGCGCCGAAGGAUAGGUCAGUGCUGGCCCGCCUCGGGGAUGACAUCCUCGAUUAUAAAGUCGCGAGCUACAGCACUAUGGUGAGUUGUCUUCCCUUUUUAUCUCCUUCAAUUCUUUCUUUUUUUACGAUAGCCCCCGGUGAACCAUUCUGAUGCCAUAUUUUCGUUUAUGUGCGUUUAUGUGCAGGCUGCCUUGGCUGCUUCUGAGCAGGCCCGAAGGGUUGAGCAGCUGAGGAUUGCCAAGUGCCAGGCGGACGAGGCCCUGAAGAAAGCUGAUGAGGAGAAGGUCACCCUUAGGCAGAGGGUUGCUGAUGUGGAGGCGAGCCUUCGGCUGGAGAAGGAGGCCACGGAGCAAAGGCUCAAAGAUGCUGAGGCCAGGGGGAAAGCCGCAGCCGAGGAAAUUGCCGCAGUUGCCGCCAAGACCGCCGCCGAGGCCGCCGAUAUCGCUAAGGCCGAAGCGGUAGCUAAAGCUGAGAAGAAGGCCGUCGAGUCUUUUCUUGCCGAGGGCUGGAUGGCAGCUGAUUACGAGGGUUGGGUGGCCUCGGUGAUGGAGAAGAGGGUGGAUGCUUGGACCCAAGGCCCCGGGGCUAUGUGGCUGGCCCGGAAAGGCAAGGAUUACUACGAUGGCGGGGAGUUCUUCACUCAACGCUUAGUGUACCGGAGGCUGGCCCGGCAUUUGAAGAUAGAGCCAAAGGAUUUCAACCCCGCGGCGUAUGGUCUCCCCCUCCUUCAGCCAGACGUUAGAGUGCCACUUCCCCCGGGCGAAGAGAGACCAGAUCUCGAAGACUCGGAGCUGCUGGCAGAAGCCGAGGAUGCCGAGGAGGAGGUUGGGGAUGGCGCUACCUCCGAGCCGAAAGUUGAUGCGGCCCAAGGAACUCAGACUUAGAAAUUUUUUGAUGCAUCAUUUUGUAAUAGCUUGUAGCUUCCGGCUUCUGCCAUGUAACGUAAACCAAACAUCUUGUUGUUACUUUGAAUUUUCUGCUAAUGAAUGAAUGAUCGCCUUCGGGCCUUUUCUGAGUGGAUGCCUCCUGUCUUCGAAUUUUUUUUUUAUGGAUGUAUGCCUUUCUUUACUUGGGCGAAUGUAUGUUUUCCUCUCUUUGUCUGGUUUCCCGAAGGUCACGAGUUUGUGGACUUAGAAAAAUUUUCUGAGUGUCGCUCCUUGCUAGCCCUCGACUGUAGUGUAGUAUCACGAGCCAUCAGUUGUGUAUUUGGGGUUGCCGGGGGGCUUGUCGUUGUGGACUUAGAAACUUUUCUAAGCAAAACUUUUGUCAAAAACCCUUCGGAUGUAGCGCGUAACCUCAGAAAAUAAUCUAAGUGAAACUCCAUUGGCAGCCUUUGAUAAAGAAUCCUUGUAGUUGCUUCCGGGGUGAAGUUUUAGGACCGAGGGCUAAAAUGAAUUAGACUCAGGAAA